CAGCCGGCGAGCAAACUGGAACGAUAACGAAGAAUGGUGAGCUCCCGUACGCCUGGUGUCAACAACGUCACACCCGCUAAUAACGCGGCCAAUAACGAGGCCGACGAAGUGUCCUCGUCGCCCGACGGCGUCGACGCCGGCGUCGGGCUCGGCGAGGACGAGAGUCGCGUGAACGGCGGCCCUGAGAACGGCAGCGACGACGGUGUACGCCGCGGCAACGGUGACGGUGACGGUGACAGUGGUCGGGACGGUGGAGGCGACGACGGUGGCACUGCCAACGUCGGAUGGAGUCAGAGCGGCCCACCGUCGCUCUCGAUGUCGGUCGACCUGCACAAUCUCGUGACGAGCACGAAUCACCAGGACUCUGGUCGGUACUCGGUGAGUCCGGAUCACGCUGGCGGCGCAACGCCCGCCGCCGCUGUCGUCAAGAUUGGCUGCUACGACGAGGAGGAGAGCUACGAGGGCUUCGGCUCUGUCGAGGGCGACGCUGACGACGGCCCGGACUCGCCUGGUGGUAGCAGCUCCGCACCGUCGCCCACUGGUACCAGCUCUCGCAGAAAUCCGAGGAGCCCAAACUCCACCGUUGGGAGACAUUCCUGGUUGCGCACCUCGUUGCGGAGAACGCCCCCUUGCUCGGGAAGAAAGAGGCUGAGCUCCAACGCGUUAGCGAGCCAGCUUUAUCGCAGUGGCAGUUUCAACAGCUCGGGGAUGGGCUCGAACUACGAUCCCGCGGACGACGUGUACAGUGACGUAUCUUUGGAGGACGUGAUGGAUCUCAGUCACAAAGUUCAAAUGAUCCAAGAGCAGAUGCAUGCUUUGGUGGAUACUAAGUCGGUCGGUGAGGAGAGGUAUGCUCGAGCGAAGCAGGAGAAUGCGACGUUACAGGCGCGCAUAUUGAUGCUCGAGGAAGCGGCCAAAGAUGCGGAAACGAGAGCAGAGGAGAGGCUUCAAGCUGAGCAACGAAGGCAUCGAGAAUGGGCGUGUCGUUUGGAACGCGAGCGCCAGUUACAGCUAGAGAACUAUGCGAUCAAGCUGCAAGCGGUGGAGCUGGACAGCUCUAGUCUACGAGACGAGAUCGCGCGAGUUCGCGAACAGCUAGAGAGAGCGCGGACAGAUAAGACGCGGCUCGAGAACGAUCUGCAGGAGGCCAGGAGGGAAACAGACGCUGCGCGCGAAAGUGAACGCCACGCGGUGAGCCGAGCGAACGAGGCUCAUCAUCUGCUCGAAGCCAUGAGAGAGGAACUUUCCUUGCACACCGAGGAUCAACAGAGACUCGAGGAACUGGUGCAGCAGGUGGCUCAGCUUCAAGCUCGUAAUAAGAGUUUGGAAGAAUCUCGGGACGAACUACAGGCCGCUGCAGCGUUGCAAGCAGGUCGUGAACUUUUAAUGUUAAAUCCUUGCAAUAACAGCGCCGAGAAGGGACCUAGUCUCGCCGUAGAGCUGUUAGCCGGCAUGAAUCCAGAUCAGAUAGACGGCCAAAGAUUCGAGGAAUUCGGCGAACUGUGCACGAUGGCUGAGAUGAAGCAGGCAUUGAAGGAACAGCAAGAAGUGAAUACACAGUUGAGAACGUACAUCGACGGGAUCCUGCUGAACAUUGUGGAGAAUUAUCCCCAAUUGCUGGAGGUGAAGCAAACGCACUGAAACGUAGCGCAUGUAGAGAGCCUAUUAUCCUCGAAUCCUAUACUCCGACACUUUCCGAGGCGGUUGUACGUUAACUCUCCUCGUCGAGUCAACGGAGGAGAUCGAGUACUCUGCUUCGAAUACUCCCGGCCGAUAUACAUUUCUAUUUUAUAUAACAAUGUUUUUUAAUACGAAAUUCUGUCAGCGCGAAAGAGGUAGAGAGCGCGUCGGAUUCGUUCGCGGAGGGAAGUCAAUUUUAACCAGAAGCCAUCUGUUACUUGAUCAAAUGUCAAGUUGAUGCCCGAGCGACACGAGAGAGCCUAAGAAACGUCGGGAGGAUGUUUAAUGAACCGGGCCGUCCUCUAGAUCUCUCUCGACGACAUCUCCUUGAUCCUCGCGUCGUUCAGGAUCGGAAUGUGUACUCGUUUUAAAAUCCGCCCGAUGAGCGACGACGACGUUGACGAGUUAACUCCAGCUCUGUAGUGCUAUUUGCAAACACAUAGCUUGAAACGGAAACUAAUUCGAGAUGCGUGUUUUUAGAUCGCUCUGCAUAGCAGUCUUUAUCCCACCGCAUCGUGCGCGUAGAUUGAUCAAUUUUUUUUGUUAAUAUUUCGAUAAUUGUCGCGUAGUUCCUCUACAAAAUAGCGGAGGAUUUUUCUACUUAAAUUCUACAAGUUCUACUUGUUACAAAGGGUCGAACAUCUAGAAAAUCUAGCCAGUUUGCACUGAGAAAGUAAUAUUUGGAAAUUUAUUUGCGGGAUAUAAAGUUUAUUCAUAGAAAUAAAUUUUAUAUCCCACAGAUAAAUAUUCAAGUAAUUCUUCUUUUUCUCUUUCUCUCUCUCAGUGUAUGUACAUCACUUUUACAUACAUAUACUAAGAAAAAAACACUUGAAAAUUUAUUUGUGGGAUAUAAAGUUUACUCACAAAAAUAAAUUUUAUUUCACAGAAUUAAACUUUAUAUAUCCCAUAAGUAAGUGUUCAAGUAGUUUCUCCCAGUGCGUAUAAAUCAUUCUCAUAUAUAUGUGUUGAGAAAAAAUACUUGAAAAUUUGUAGAGUAUAAAGUUUAUUUCACAGAAAUAUUUCUGUGAAAUAAACUUUAUACUCUACAAAUUUUCAAGUAUUUUUAUUCUCAGGGUACAUUUUACAUUAUAUGCACCAUACAUAUAUGCAAUACACAUCGUCUCCUCGGAUUUCGAUUCGUGCCGAUUAAUCACUGCCGCAAUCACAAGUUUUUACCGCGAGUCAACGUUGGUCGUUACCAGGGCGGUGAACGAAUCUCGAUCACGUUAAGUUUUUUCUUCGAUUGUAUUGCCGUCGAAUAGCUUGUUAAAAGAGUUACCUAGGUGAAUACGAUACACGCGAUAUGUGACAAUGGAGUUUACAUGACUGUGCGAUGUGUCACGAGAGCUGUGAUGCGUUUAUAGAGUACCUUUUAAAUUAAAAUUUAGUGUCGCAACACACACACAUACGACACACAACCAAGACAUACCUAUAAUUAUAUAGGUGGAAAUCUUGUAUUCUAGGUCUUUAUACCGAAAGUUAGUAAAAUUCUAAUUAAAUGGUUAUAUUUUGA
Molecule: messenger RNA, 3193 nt
Organism: Odontomachus brunneus
Lineage: Eukaryota; Metazoa; Arthropoda; Insecta; Hymenoptera; Formicidae
Gene: nuf
Product: rab11 family-interacting protein 4A-like
Exons: 9
Coding region: 34-1641 (535 amino acids)
Biological process (GO): endocytic recycling; regulation of cytokinesis
Cellular component (GO): recycling endosome membrane; midbody; cleavage furrow
Source: RefSeq, a predicted model, not a curated record